Syngnathus acus (greater pipefish) is the source of this 2884-nucleotide messenger RNA. RefSeq names its product refilin B (gene rflnb). The coding region runs from base 1395 to 2012 and encodes 205 amino acids. Gene Ontology annotation, cellular component: actin filament bundle. NCBI's taxonomy places the organism in Eukaryota, Metazoa, Chordata, Actinopteri, Syngnathiformes, Syngnathidae. Gene Ontology annotation, biological process: skeletal system morphogenesis; actin filament bundle organization; negative regulation of bone mineralization involved in bone maturation. The record is from RefSeq and is a predicted model, not a curated record. The transcript is spliced from 3 exons. Gene Ontology annotation, molecular function: filamin binding.
CUUGUGCUUCAUGAAUGGUUUUAUGCUACAUUCAGUUCCAUCUUUUGAAAAAUAUCAAUGAGGAAAGAUGAUAUUAAUGUUUAUGAGCCAUGUUGGACAGUGCUCCUUUCUACCCAUCAAUCGACAUAUUGCUUGUGUAGUUUUUUUUUUUUUUUUUUUAAACUUGACAACUAGUAUCUGUGAAUAUUUAAAAUCAAGAAAAAGAGACAGGUCACAACCCAAGCUAAAUUUCACCGUGUUUGGUAAAUACCAUGAAUAAAUAAUUGGUCGUUUAUAAUGUUGGAAUUCAUGGCUUUAGUCAUCCCUGGAGUGCAUAGAUUCCCAUGACUGACGGCUUCGCAAUGAGCUAGUCAGUGAACUUGUUUCUAGUAUCUUUAUGUUAUACGAAGACAGGACAGUUUCUACAAUUGUACAAUAGGUGCGUGCCACCAGUAUUCAAAUCUGAAUUAAACGUUUAAUAGAAGUGUAGGUGUCCACCUGUAAUUAAGAGUUUAGAUGCAUUAUAAGUACUAGGCAGAAAUUAUAGCUGUUAAUGUGAAAUGACUCAUUUAUUAGGUUCUUUAGUUUAAGUAAUUUGGCAAUUGACAUGAUUUUAAAAACAGCGUAACUUCCACUUUGAAUUAGAUUUAAAAUCGGUAGUAGUUAAAUUCCAAUGAUCCCUAGACCUACCAAACCUUUUUUUUUUUUCAUUUUCUGCUAGUUUUUGAGUCUUAAUGUCACUUUUGUCUUCCAUGUGUGCAAAACCUGCAGUUUUUUGUGUUUGUUUUGUUUGUUUGUUUGUUUGUUUGUUUGUUUGUUUGUUUAAAAUGAGUUGGCUGUUGACAGAAAUUACACUAUUUUAAUAGUAUGUUUGUGGUCAGUCAUCUGCACUGUCUGAUCAAUAUUUGUGAAAUCAUUUUUAAUUUGAUGAGCCAAAUCCGUACUUUUUGCUUGUUUUGUUUUUGUGGGGUUUGAAAUAAAUAUCACUACCCUGAUUCUUCUUGUCCUUCAUCCAAUCAGCAUCGAGGAAUAUCCUUCAAAGGGCGUGUCUUUUCUCUUUUAAUGUAUGAACGACCUCUGAGGGAAAAGUUUGAAGCGCAGCCGCGGGUCUAAUCAAGUCAUGUCUAACUUUACCCUGUCCGGUGAUCAAAUGUAGUAUGCACUUGUAUAUACAAAUGUGAGCAUUCUGAUUACUGUGCUAAAGGACUUAAGUAAAAGGUUAGUGGGAAUUUUUGUCUUUAUUUUUCUUCAUUGCAAGCACCCUUGCAAGUAGCUGGGGAACCAGUGAGACGUGACCGGGGGGAACGUAAACCAAAAACGCCGCAAAACGGGGAAGCUGCUUUUUGGAAAUAGUCCUCUUUUGCAAUAAGUGUUACCGGCUGUUGGUGUAUCACAACUUCUCACUUGAAAAGGAAAUGGUUGGACGGUUGAACUUUCCAGAUGUUUGCGAAGAGGACCCGCUGGGCAUGAGCUGCCGGGUGGACAGGGGGCUAGACAGCCCGGACUCCGGGUUACCCCCGAGCCCCAGCGUUUGGCUAAUGCAUCAGGACAAACCAGCGCGUGGCGUCAGUCCGAUACCGACGGACGAAGGAUCGCGGGUUUCAGCUUUGCCCUCUGGGCCCUUCCAGCCUUGGUCCUAUGGGGAAGGUAUAGCAAUUGAGCCUUUACCUCCUAAAGAAGUAAGGUACACCUCCUCAAUGCACUAUGACUCGGAUCGCCACUUCAUUCAGAAUGUGGACCUGCAGCCGUGGGGUCAGGGGCUGGAACACUGCACGCAAACCAUCACUGUCCUGUCCCACAGCACCUGGCGUCAUUAUAAGACACAACUGGAUUUCCAGCCCCGCCAUAGGCCGCAAAGCUUUACUAGCACCACCAUCAUCUACCCCAAGAAAAUGAGCGCCAAGUAUGUCACAGAGCUGAGCUACGAUCGCCACCGACAAGCCAGACGUUUCCUCUCCAGUGUGGAGUUGCUGGCAGCAGGAAGCUACCUCAGUAAGACAGAAAAGGUCAUUUCGAGAAGUCCUGUUUUGUAACGUACCCCUUGGCUGGCUGUCGCUGACCCUGCUGUACAUUUGAGUUGCUCGUUAACAUUUUCUUAAUUCAUGGCACUGGUCCAGAAUCACAUGUGCUGUGUUACAUAAAGCAGAAAUGUAGACAUAGUCUGAAGUGGAGCUUAUACCCAUUCAUUCUAUGUCUUCAUUAUUCUGCCAGUGGGUGAAUCGUUCAUUAGAAAUGACCUUUAUAUUAAUAUUGUUUUUACAGGUCUUGACCUACCAAGGAUAAUGACUUGCCCUCCAUUGAAGCCUCCCAUCAAGUUGGCCACUGCCUGAUGUUUAACAUUAUUUUUAAUGAGAGCAAAGACGAUGACAACUGUACUAGUUAAGGAAAGGGAUAGAAAUUCACUGUCGUGCAGGGUUUUGGUGCAUGCUAAGAAAUCACUUAAGAGAACCACACUGUACAAAGGAUAAUUAGCUAUGAGGGUUUUUUUUGUUUUGUUUGUUUGUUUUCUUGCCUUUCUGCACUAAAUUAGCACAAAAUAAGCUCUUAUCUUUUAUUUUCGACAUUGACAAAUGCAUAAUACUCAUGUCUUUGGAUUAGAGUAACCAUUCAGUACGAGUAAGCUUUUGUAUACAUGAAUUGUGCAUGUGACAUGGAUGGAAUAUGAGUCUUAAUUGAAGUGACAAAUACAGUAUUGUUUAUCUCUCACUGGCCUACAAGGGAAAUGUAACACUGCAUUCCACAAGAGAAAUUUGUAUUUAUUCUUUUUAAGCUUAGAGGUUUUAUCAUCUGAUAAAUUUAUUUUGUCAAUAGAUAUACAGUAUUUGCGGGGUGCCUCACUGUUUCAUUCUUAUGUUUGCUAUUGCUUUGGUGCCAAUUUUGAAAUAAAAUAAUUCAUGCUCACCUA